This is a messenger RNA of Hippocampus zosterae (dwarf seahorse), 1559 nucleotides long. Its product is annotated as transmembrane and coiled-coil domain protein 3-like. NCBI's taxonomy places the organism in Eukaryota, Metazoa, Chordata, Actinopteri, Syngnathiformes, Syngnathidae. The transcript has 4 exons. Gene Ontology annotation, cellular component: endomembrane system. The coding region runs from base 99 to 1559 and encodes 486 amino acids. The record is from RefSeq and is a predicted model, not a curated record.
GGGGGGGGGAGAGAGUCGGGCCGCCAGCGCACAAACAUGCCGCUCGCCUCGCUCCACUUUGUCAAGUUGUGUUUGUUCGAGCCGUGACGGGGAUCGGCAUGCCCAGCGCCAGCGUGUCCGUGCGGAGUCUGUCCGAAGUGGAGAAAGGCCUCGGCGGCCGGCCGGACCGGAGCGCCGACGACGGCUUUCUCGGCCUCCCGACAACAAUGACCAUGCGGCGAGGUUCCUCGGAGAACAACCUGGAUCCGGAGGCGGAGCCGGAGCCGGACGACGGCGUUCCCUCUCCGUCGGAGUUGUGGCGCGGCCGCUCCUGCUUGGAUAACCUCCAGCAGAAGAUCCUGAAGGUGACGGAGCAGCUGAAGAUUGAGCAGGCGGCGCGGGACGACAACGUGGCCGAGUACCUCAAGCUGGUGAACGGCGCCGACAAGCAGCAGGUGGGCCGCAUCAAGCAGGUCUUUGAGAAGAAGAACCAGAAGUCGGCGCACAACAUCGCCCAAAUGCAGAAGAAGCUGGAGCAGUAUCAGCGCAAGAUGAAGGAUGGCGAGCUCCAGCGCGGCCCCCCGCCCCAGGCGGCCGGCGCCAAACACAGCACCAUCCCCAGGGAGUCCCGCCGCGAGCUGCUCGGGGACGUGACGGGCAGCGGCCGCCACCCGACCAUGGACAAGAUCAAGACCAUCGGACCCGGCGUCUCCCUCUCGCCUCCGUUCUUCUUCAGCAAGCCCAGAGGAUUCGCCAACCUCAUCAGGAACAAGUUUGGCAGCGCCGACAACAUUGACCACAUGAAGGCGGACGCCGCCGCCCCGCGGCCGGACGAGGCGGCGGCGGGGGUGGGGGCGGGAGCGCCGCCGGCGUUGCCGCCGACCAGGGCGCUGAGCAGCAGCGCUUCGCUGGCGGCCGGGCCCAAGUACCCCAGCGACGACGAGUGCUCCUCGGGGAGCGCCGACAGUAACGGGCUGGCGCGGGGGCGGGGGCAGGGGCGGGGCCGGCCGGCGGAGGGCGACGCCCACGGCGCGCUGGCGACCGAGGCCAAGCUCAUUAAAGACGCGCAGAAGCAGCUGGAGGAGGACGUGGAGGCGGUGAAGGCCCGCUUGGCCAGGGAGCUCGGCGUCAUCAGCCAAACGCUGCAGGAGGAGCGCUACAGGUACGCGCGUUUGGAGGACCAGCUCAACGACCUGACGGAGCUUCACCAGCACGAGAUGGCGGACCUGAAGCAAGAACUGGCCAGCGUGGAGGAGCGGGUGGCCUACCAGGCCCAGGAGAGAGCCCGCGACAUUCAGGAAGCUCUGGAGUCGUGCCAGACGCGGGUGACCAAGCUGGAGUUCCAGCAGCAGCAGCAGCAGACGGCGCAGCUGGAGAGCGGCGACGCCCGCGUCCUGCUGGGCCGCAGCAUCAACAUCAUGCUGGCCCUGGUCACCGUGGUCCUGGUGUGCGUCUCCACCGCCGCCAAGUUCGCCGCCCCGCUGGUCAGGAGCCGCCGGCACCUGGCGGCCACCGCGCUGGCCGUCUGCUUCCUGGCCGUCUUCUGGAAGAACUGGGAGCGCCUGCUGCUGCCGGCGUAG